Messenger RNA from Xenopus laevis (African clawed frog), 3178 nucleotides. RefSeq names its product MORC family CW-type zinc finger protein 3 (gene morc3.2.S). Gene Ontology annotation, biological process: chromatin organization. Gene Ontology annotation, cellular component: PML body; nucleus. Gene Ontology annotation, molecular function: zinc ion binding; ATP hydrolysis activity. The transcript has 23 exons. NCBI's taxonomy places the organism in Eukaryota, Metazoa, Chordata, Amphibia, Anura, Pipidae. The record is from RefSeq and is a predicted model, not a curated record. The coding region runs from base 87 to 2978 and encodes 963 amino acids.
UCUAUAAAGGUUUGUGAGGCUCCACCCAGGAUGGUAGUUUGGCUAAUCUGAGCUUCUGUGAAGGUUUCUGAACAUUACUCGAGAGGAUGGCAGUGAAUAAGAAAGGUGGGAUUCGUCUGAGUGGGCUAAGCCCCAAAUUCCUGCAUACCAACUCCACAAGUCAUACGUGGCCUUUCAGCGCAUUCGCUGAACUUAUUGAUAAUGCUUCUGAUCCCGAUGUUAAUGCCAAGCAAAUAUGGAUUGACCAAACGGCCAUUGAAAGCAAUAUGUGUCUGACAUUUACAGAUAAUGGAAAUGGCAUGACUCAGGAUAAGUUGUAUAAGAUGCUCAGCUUUGGUUUCAGUGAUAAAGUUGCAAUAAAGGGCAAUCUUCCCAUCGGACUUUAUGGAAAUGGGUUUAAAUCAGGAUCCAUGCGGCUGGGAAAAGACGCCAUUGUGUUCACCAAAAAUAAAUUUGGCAUGCAUGUGGGCAUGUUAUCCCAGUCCUACUUGGAGAAAAUCAACGCAGAGCAUGUCCUGGUCCCGAUCAUAUCAUUCAAUAACAAAAAGCAGCUUGUACAGACGCCGGACUCAGAGGCAAAUUUAGGGGCAAUAACCACUUACUCUCUGCUGAACAGUGUGACAGAGCUCUUAGCUGAACUGGAUGCAAUUAUUGGCUCGAAGGGAACAAGGAUCAUUAUCUGGAGCCUGAGAUGUGACAACAGUGGAAACCCUGAAUUUGACUUUGAUUAUGAUAAAUAUGACAUCCGGAUUCCUGCAGAGAUUGAUGGGAAAAAGACAGAUUAUAAACAGCAGGAAAGAGUAGACCAGGCUACCCCUGACUGCGACUAUUCUUUGAGAGCUUACUGUAGCAUUUUGUAUCUAAAACCAAGAAUGCAGAUUAUUUUGAGAGGACAAAAGGUUCAGACACAACUGGUUGCUAAAAGCCUCGCACUCAUAGAAAAAGAUGUCUACAAGCCCCGGACUAUCGCAUCUGGAUCCAUAAAAUUUACAUUUGGAUAUAACUGCGUGAACAAGGAGCAUUAUGGAAUAAUGAUGUACCAUAAAAACAGGCUCAUCAAGGCUUACAUAAAAGUUGCCUGCCAAUUAAAGAAUAAGGGAGUUGGGGUUGUUGGAGUGGUUGAGUGCAACUUUCUAAAGCCCACACACAAUAAGCAGGAUUUUGAUUAUACAGAUGAGUAUAGGCGUACCCUGAAUGCAUUAGACAAUAAACUGAGUGAAUACUGGAAUGAAAUGAAGCUAAAAAAGAAUUCUCACUACUCAAGUGUUCCUGUAGAAGAUAUACAGAAAAUUCCAGACCAGAAUUGGGUUCAGUGUGAUCUGUGUCUUAAAUGGAGGAAAGUGGCGGAUGCAAUGGGGAAAUUACCAAAUAAGUGGAAAUGCAGUAUGAACACAGACCCACAAUUCAGAGAAUGUGUUGUGCCUGAGGAGCCUGAAGAUGAUGAUGAUACUACCCACUGCACAUAUGAGAAGACCCAUAAGAAAAGGAAAUCUGUACAGACCCUGCAGAUGACACCGGACAAAAAGUCAACUCCUGGCACACCACAGAAUAAGACUUUGCAACUAUCUCUGAGUUCAGGUCAGAGGGAUUUGGAACAGAAUCAGGAGACCGUGAGCAAAUCCAGAAAAUCUGAACAGCUUCAGCAGAAGACAUCAGACAAGCCUACAAUUCUAUUAAUACUUCAGAAUAAGAGAAUGAAGCCAUCUGUGCGUUCAAAUCAAAGGGAUUUUGAGCCAAAUCAGAGCCAGGGGAUGGAUAUCAGUGAAAGGAAAUCUAAGCAAAUUCAGCAGAUGACAGCAGACCAACCCACAGUUCAAUCCACACAACAAACAGAGGAUAUGCAGCCAUCUGUAAGUUCAGCUCAGAGGGAUUUUGAGCCAAAUCAGGGUCAGGGGACUGAUAUCAACAAACGGACAUCUGAAGGCAUUCAGCAGAUGACAGCAGACCAAACUGCCGUCCAAUUCACACCACAGAAUGAAGAAAUACAGCCAUCUGUAAGUUCAGCUCCGAUGGAUUUGGAGCCAAAUCAGAGACAGGGGACCAAUAUCAACAAAAGUUGUAAACAUCUGCUAUCUUAUGGGAAUACAUCUGCCAAGAAGCAAAAGCUCAUUGGAACAGAAACAGCCAAUCUCCUUCAAGAGAGCAAUGAUGAUGUUAUUAUAAUAGAAGAUAGUGGUACCAGUUCAGAUCCUGUUGCCUCAGAAAACAUGAAUUAUGAGUUAUAUGUCAAAAAAGAAGGUGAAAGCAAUGAUUGCAGCAGUCAAGAAAACCAGCAGAUGCCUGGUUCCAAGCUUUACUAUAAUGGAAUAACCCAACAUGAUAUGGGCACCACACACCAAGCUGAUCAUCCGGAAAGUUCCAAGGACACAACGGACCAAGAAAAAGAAAGACUGAAAAAGUACUGCGGAGAGCUGUUUGUCAAGGUGAAAGAAUUGGAAGAUCAGAUCUCAGGUCUGAGUAACAAGUAUGAAAAGUCUCUUAAAGAAAUAAAAAAUCUCAAAGCAGAGUGCGAGGUACUGCGGAACCUUAAGACUGAGCCAGACACAGGGCCUCAGGAACCAGCUGAGGACAGCAGUGAACUGGAUCAUAUGGCUUUGCAGAUGGACAGCUUAUUCAGACAGCUGGAUGCGUGUUCCACUGAACGAGAUCAGUAUAAAAUUGAGGUAAAACAAUUAAAAGAGUUGGUCUGUAAACUGAGAAGUAGUCAGGUUAAGAAAGUCUCUCACCAGGAGACACAGAGAGAUUUCAACUCACCAAACACUGCUGAACAUCCUUUGGGACAGUUGGCAGUCCAGCAUGAAGGGACCCUUAAAGAAAUCAACAGUUUGAAAGCAGAAUGUGAGGUGCUGCAGAGCCUAGAGUCUGAACCAGGCACCGGGACCCAGAAACCAGCAGAGGAGAACAGCAAAGUGGAUGAUUUGGUUUUGCAGCUGGAUGUGGGUUCCACGGAACAGGAGGAGUAUAAAAGAAAGCCUUAGGUUACAAUCUGCAAAAACGUGGCACAGCUGCUGACAACAUCGGUGCAUGACCUUCCAUUGUGAUUGCCUAAAUAAUCAGCAAAGAUUUAACUUCAUACAAGAUUUCAAAAAACGGGGGAAAAAGUGUUGUUUUUUUAAAAUGUUAAUUGAAUUUAUUAUGGUAUUGGUUUAUUUGUUUUAUUUCUUCAUUAAAAAAGGAA